This is a messenger RNA of Papilio polytes (common Mormon), 2276 nucleotides long. It is a transcript of the gene Snr1, whose product is annotated as SWI/SNF-related matrix-associated actin-dependent regulator of chromatin subfamily B member 1-A. Gene Ontology annotation, biological process: regulation of transcription by RNA polymerase II; chromatin remodeling. NCBI's taxonomy places the organism in Eukaryota, Metazoa, Arthropoda, Insecta, Lepidoptera, Papilionidae. Gene Ontology annotation, cellular component: nuclear chromosome; nucleus. Bases 138 to 1340 code for a protein of 400 amino acids. The transcript has 8 exons. The record is from RefSeq and is a predicted model, not a curated record. Gene Ontology annotation, molecular function: transcription coregulator activity.
UGACGUUUGCUUGAUUGUUUAUGCUUGUUUCGAUUUCGGCGUCUUGAUUUCUAUCCAUAUUUUGUGUUGAAUUUGAUUUCCAAUUCAAUUGUAUUAUUUGCAUUUAUCAAUAGGAAAAGUAUUACAAAAGCAUAAUCAUGGCUCUCAGAACAUACGGCGAUAAGCCGAUUAGUUUUCAAAUUGAAGAAGGUGGAGAUUUUUACUGUGUUGGAUCAGAGGUUGGUAACUACCUACGGCUGUUCCGUGGGUCUCUUUAUAAGAAGUAUCCUGGUAUGGCCAGGAGGACUCUAACUAAUGAAGAGAGAAAACGACUGAUUGACAAUGGUCUAGGACCACAUGUACUCUCAAGUUCUGUUUCAUUGCUAAAAGCUUCUGAAGUUGAAGAUAUUAUUGAAGGAAAUGAUGAUAAGUACAAGGCUGUAUCGGUGAGUCAGGAGUUAGCAACACCGAGAGAGAGCAAGAGUAAGAAGCCACACAAUCCAUCAUGGCUCCCAGUGAUGCCAAACUCUUCACAUUUAGAUGCAGUACCACAAGCUACACAGAUCAGCAGAACUAGAGUACACAAUAAAAAGGUGCGCACAUUCCCGUUAUGCUUUGAUGAUACAGAUAUGACGGCGAUGUUGGAGAACUCCUCGCAGAAGCAGAUCCUAGUGCCAAUUCGUCUUGAUAUGGAGAUUGAGGGGCAGAAACUAAGGGAUACAUUCACCUGGAAUAAAAAUGAAUCAAUAAUAACACCGGAGCAAUUUGCUGAAGUUCUCUGCGAUGAUUUAGAAUUGAAUACGGUGACUUUUAUACCGGCAAUAGCGUCAUCCAUACGUCAACAGAUUGACGCGUUCCCGAACGAACCACCCGCCAUAUUAGAAGAGCAAAGCGACCAAAGAGUUAUUAUUAAACUUAAUAUUCACGUUGGUAACACUUCGCUAGUAGAUCAGGUUGAAUGGGAUAUGUCCGAGAAAGAGAAUAACCCUGAACAAUUUGCUAUGAAACUGUGCGCUGAGCUGGGUUUGGGAGGGGAGUUUGUGACGGGCAUAGCUUACAGUGUACGGGGACAGUUGGGCUGGCAUCAACGGACUUAUGCAUUCAGUGAAGCACCAUUGCCUGUUGUUGAGACACCAUACCGCCAGCCAUCAGAAGCAGACCAAUGGGCUCCGUACCUGGAGACUCUGACGAAUGCAGAAAUGGAGAAGAAGAUACGAGAUCAAGAUAGGAACACGCGCAGAAUGCGACGUCUCGCCAACACUACACCGGAUGUGUCGUUGAGCCGGGCCGUCAACCGACUGAUCCGUGCCGACGAGGCCCUCUUCCAGAACACGCCGGAUAAGAGGAGGAAAAAGAUUUAAUCGCCCAACGCUUGCCGACAUUCCUGCUUCAUUAUUAUAAGGAUUUUAUUAUAGUAUGCUUUUAUAUAAAAAAAAUAACAAAAAACGAACUCGAGUCGCGAACAUCUCUAGGAUAGGUAUCUUUCAAUAGAGAAUCGCAAAAUGUGAAAUAGAUAUAAAACUACUACAAAUAAGACCAUAUAUAUAAAACUCCCCUUAGAACCCUAUUGCCCCCCCCCCUAGACCGUCUAGACUCCCUAGGUCAUCGACUAGCGUCGCCUGACUAGUAAAAAAUGAUAAUAUAAUAGUAUUCAAAUAUCUUGUCGGCUCGGAAAAACCGCACGAAAUAGCGCAGAACAAAUUGUUGGUUUGACGACGUACAGAGAUAUAGGACAAGUUGACCUUGAGCCGACAAGAUAUUUGAAAUGUCUUAUACCUAUGACUGGUUACGUCACAGAUUAGUAACAUCAAAAAAUUAAUAUCAAGCUAUUAAAUGCAUGUUGAAUGCGACUCUUAUAUUGUUAUUUCCUGUUGAAGUUUUUACUACUUAAUGCCUGGUACAUACUUAGCCAGGACAGUGGGACAGUAGCGCUAAAGCUGGACUUAUAUCCUUCAAUAAUGGCCAGUAACUCCAUGAAAACUGUAUCUGGCUUUCGCCACUGUCUUACUGUUGUGGCCUAGUGUGAACCAAGCUUUAACUACGUAUCACCGCGGCGACUACACGUUGAUGACGGGUAGAUAUUGCGGCAGUAUAAGGUGGGUCUUAUACAACUUUAAACAGCUUAAAGAAUUCGAAAAUCCCGGUAUUAUAUCACUUUUUAUAUGUACGCAAAUGUAGUUUUAUAUUUUCUCGUAAUAUGGCGAGAGUUAUAUUUCUGGUCUAUACAACAAUUGAAUAGCCUGAUGCUGUAAAAACAUACGUAAAAGGUAUGUAAUCUUAGAUUAUAGUGUUUUUUU